Molecule: messenger RNA, 1742 nt
Organism: Phymastichus coffea
Lineage: Eukaryota; Metazoa; Arthropoda; Insecta; Hymenoptera; Eulophidae
Product: zinc finger CCCH domain-containing protein 11A-like
Exons: 6
Coding region: 249-1523 (424 amino acids)
Molecular function (GO): metal ion binding
Source: RefSeq, a predicted model, not a curated record
UGUGCGAGCGUUUCUGAGCGUUUGCAUUUCCUCGUCGGCUUAUAGUUUAAGUACUAGCGAGUUAGGAGUAGCGAAGUCAGGCGAGAGUAGCGAGUCGCUUCGUGUGUGUCCACAGAGAGCGUAAAAGAGGGAAAGAAAAAAAGGGUACGCAAUUAUCACAAGUGUGCGAAAGACGAAGAAAGAGGGAACACACACAUUGGGGCCUAAGCACGGAACACGAUCACUCGUCGUUCAAGACAUUUCUUCAAAUGGAGAAGAACCAUAAGAACACCGAUUGUUAUUUUUUCUAUUAUUCAACUUGUACAAAGGGUGAUAGUUGUCCAUAUCGACAUGAAGCAUCAGCUUUGGGUUCUGAAACUGUUUGCUCUUAUUGGCAGCAAGGAAACUGCCUCAAUCAGCAUUGUAACUUCCGACACAUGGAAAUAAAAAAAAAUAGAAAAGUAAUUCCUUGUUAUUGGGAAAAAUUUCCUGCCGGUUGCAAGAAGCCACACUGUCCCUUCCUGCAUAGGCAAUCUAGGACCAACAUACCCAAUCCAAUAGAACCUGUGAAGACUGCUCCAAUACCAACCAAGCCUGUUACUCAAGAAUGGUCAAAUCGUCCAGAUGUAAAGUUCGACGCAAAUAGUACUGAAGCUGAACAAGGACGUGGGAGCAGUGAGGCAGGCAACUUCAUCAACAGUCCCGCCGUGGACCCGCUGAUCGUGAACUUCGAAGAAGAAUCCGACACAGAAAGUACACCGUCGCCGGCUAAGAAUCAUCAGUGCAGCCGCAUCUCGUCGUGCAAAACUUACGAGGAAAUUCGUUUGGAAGAGAUACAAGCGGAAAGCGCCGCAUUCUACUCCUACGAUUCUGACUAUGAGGAUUCGCAAGGCGGUGGUAAAGUCCGACGGACGACCAGUGGCCAGUUACAACGAUCAUCCAGUUGUGCUAGUCCUUAUCCCAAGUCGGUAGACCAGAUGGGCUUCAAGAUAUUGACUCUCGAUGAGAUACGCAAGCGAAGAAGACAAACCAAGGAAGAACAAGCGGAGGGAAACGCGGCAAAGAACAGCAAGGAAGACACAGGAUUGGGAAAGGUCGCGAUAAAGGCGCAGGACGAACUGAAGCUCGCUAGCAAAGAGUCGGUCACGAAGAAAAGAAUUUUCUUUGAAGACGACCAGUCAGAGAAAAGUGUCAAGAGGUCAAGAUUACAGCGAACCAACGUUCCACCAGUGAAACUAAAGAGGAACAGAGUUACCGCUGUCACUGAAAUGCCCGAAGAACCGCUGAAGAGGCCCAAAGAAACGAUAGAAUCCGAGGAGGCGGACUAUCAAGAAGAAGCUUCUAGGCUAGAUCUCGAUUUGACGAGGUCUGUCAACAAGAAAGCCGUGCAGGUGAGGAUCUGUGAUAGCAGUACUGAAUUCAUCGUCUCACCAGACCUCGAACGUAUCCCAGUGACCGAAGUAAUGUCUCCGGUCUCCGAUGACAUUCUCAAGGACAUUGACGCCUUACUCACUGGUGAUCUCGAUUCAUCCAAGUGCAAUUGAUCGGUGUUGCGCGGAUACCGAACCGCUGUGCCAUUAAACUUUAGAUGGGUUUCAUUGAGCCAUUUUUGCAUUUAGACCUCGUUAUAUUUCUUUUUCCAGAAUGGAAACUGUACGGUUUUAGAUACAUUGUGUAUUAUAGAGUUGUUUCACGCGAAACUUGACUUAUUUUGCAGCAGGUUGUUUGAUUUGAAUAGUGUACAAUCCACGUUAAAUAUUCUA